Messenger RNA from Lobosporangium transversale, 2130 nucleotides. RefSeq lists its product as hypothetical. The coding region runs from base 492 to 2012 and encodes 506 amino acids. Lineage: Eukaryota; Fungi; Mortierellomycota; Mortierellomycetes; Mortierellales; Mortierellaceae. The record is from RefSeq and is a predicted model, not a curated record. The transcript is spliced from 6 exons.
AUUAAUCCUUCCAUGUUAAUUACCAUAUAUAAAGGCAAGUGACAUAACCCCAUUCGUCCGCAUAGAACCAAGUAGACCUGAUACAACCGCGGCUCUAUGAGCUGUACACAGAUUUAGCUACUGGCGGUCUGUCAGCCAGGCUGGUUGUGUCUAUUUGGAAAUUUGACAGGUUGAACAUGGCCUUUGUCCUAUGACACGCCUUGUGGCCUUUUCAUUGAUCUAUUGUGGACUUGGCAAAACCAGGUAGACUUAAUGCAACCACGGCUCUAUGAGCUGUACACAGAUUUAGCUAUUGGCGGUCUGUCAGCCAGGCUGGUUGUGUCUAUUUGGAAAUUUGAUAGGUUGAACAUGGCCUUUGUCCUGUGACACGCCCUGUAACCUUUUCAUUAUGCCAUCGCUCGUAUAAUAUCUUAUUUUAUUUAUUACUAUCAUUUACUGACCAAAAUCUUCUCUUAUAAGCUGCCUAGUUGUCCCUAACCUCGCAAACUAUCAUGGAAAAAAUAAGACGAUCAAAGCAAGAUCAAGUUUCUUGGGCGCUUCUCAAAGACCAAGGCGUUGAGCAUGUAACUUUCCCGAACUUUGUUCACAAAUUUGGCUUUACAAACAGUCGAUCUGCCGUAUCAGCCUACUCGGCACUUCUUCGAGAGACUCAGAUAAACGAAGAACGGAGAAAGAGGCUCAACGAAGAGUUCAAAGAUUUUCAAACAAAUUCUGCAGAGCUGUUUUGGAGUGAAUUGGACUCCAAAGUUGACACUAUUCUCAGUUCCAGAAAGGCUGGGAUUAUGACUAGAGCAGUGGGACUUAAACAAGCCUCAUAUGAUUUCAAUCGUCGUUUUGAGGAUAUGGAGAAUACAGAGCAGAGCGCCCCAACUUACCAUAACGUCGAAAAGCCUACAGGUCUCAAUGAUGAUGAAGAAAGCGAACAAGGUUUUUUUGACAAGACAGAAGAGAUGUCGUUUUCGUCGAUAUCUAAGCAUUUAGAGGAUGCAAGUAGUUCCAUACCUAACCGACAGACAACACCAGCGAUUCUUGUUCACCAGUCCCCUCUCCGAGAAAAUCAACGUCAAUCGCCCCAGUCAUCCAAAGCCCAAAGUGUACCCAUACUUGCACAAAAAAGGAAAGAACACACACAAUCCGAAAAGGCAGGCACAAAAACCCAUUCUAAGAAUAAAAAAAGGGGGGAAUCGACCCAGCCCACAGUCACUGAUAGCGCGAAAAAAAGAAGAAUGGAGCGUCUCGAACGUUUAGAUCAAACAAGAUUUUGGAAGCUUACUUCUGGAAGAUGUGUUGAAAGAGUCUUAUUUGAGGCUAGUAUGACAAUAAACACAACCGUAAACUAUACAAUUGACUUCGAUUGUCCAGUCACCAAGGACUUAUUUACAAGGCAGGAAUGGACCGAAAUUUCAAGUCGAAAUCGAUUUAACUUGCCUGAGCUACCUCCCAGUACACUCGAAUAUCUGCUGAGAUUAAGUCAAGCAGCGAUCGCUAAACAACCUGUGAUCCAAAUUCCCAUGCCAACUGAGGACCGCGGUUCAUGCGAGUUAAUCCUGGAUACCUUUCGUACAUGGUGUCGGUUAUAUAACAAAGCCCCCUCCCCAUUUCUCAUACAAGAUCUGUCAGAAGCCUUCUGGGGCCGGAAAGCAUGGCCCCUACUUAUGGAGUUAUUGGACGACCAAGACAACUUAUUCGUAAUUGAUGGCGAGAAAUCUGGACUGGAGUCUGCAAUACGCAAAAAUCAAGGAAGACAUUUGCAUUUAGACACCUCAGCAUCAAGAAAGCCUACUGGCCGAAAGAUGGAUCUGGUAAUCCGAGAUGUUUUGGACAAGAGAGACUGGAUGAUAGUGGAGAGGAUGAAGACUUGGGAUAUUCACUCUAGUAAAUUCCUUAAAGAAUCAGGAUGGGACCUGUUCCGUGAAACGUAUACUAUUAUGAAACACAGGCUACAGGAUACCAGGAAUCGAGACUUUGAGGAACAUGCUCGCUUUUUUGGAAUAUAUACUGGAGGUCAGUGAGCUUAGGGUGCAUGAUUAUUUUUAUUAUCACCAGGUUUUGAUAUGUGAAAACCAUUCUAUAGACCGAGGAUUUAAAUCAUUCGAGCUGAGACCUUCAGGUGCGCAUUCAUAUGUGUCA